AUGGCGCCUCUCCCACACGUCCGGCCGGAGAAUAUCCUCAGGCGCGCUGAGGAACUUAUUGCCGUCGACCAACAUGCGUCUGCUUUGACCGUUCUACACGAGCAUGUCACCUCGAAACGGUCCAGAAACAGCCCGAUUGCCUCUCUGGAGCCAGUCAUGGUGCUGUUCGUCGAGCUCUGCGUCGAUUUGAGAAAGGGAAAGUCUGCCAAAGAUGGCCUGUACCAGUACAAGAACAUUGCCCAGAACACCAACGUUGGAACCAUCGAGAUGGUAUUGAAAAAAUUCAUCGAGUUGGCGGAGAAGAAAGUCACAGAGGCCCAGGCAAAGGCAGAUGAGAUCCAGCAGUCUCUCGAAUCAAACGCCGGAGCUACUUCAAAUAUCGAGGACCUAGAUGCCAUUGAGACUCCAGAGACCAUCCUUCUUGCUACCGUCUCCGGAGAACAGUCCAAGGACCGCACAGACCGCGCGGUCGUCACGCCCUGGCUCAAGUUCCUCUGGGAGACAUACCGCACCGUGCUCGAGAUUCUCAAGAACAAUGCCCGUCUCGAGGUCAUGUACCAGACCACCGCCCUGCAAGCUUUCCAGUUCUGCCUCAAGUACACCCGCAAGACCGAAUUCAGACGUCUUUGCGAGCUGCUCAGGAACCAUGUCCAGAAUGCUGCCAAGUAUUCAUCCCAGAUGCAUGCCAUCAACCUCAGCGAUCCCGACACCCUGCAACGCCAUCUAGAUACCCGCUUCCAGCAGCUGAACGUUGCCGUCGAGCUUGAGCUAUGGCAGGAAGGUUUCCGCAGUGUCGAGGAUAUCCAUACUCUCCUCAACCUAAGCAAGCGGCCCGCAAAGAACGUCAUGAUGGCCAACUACUACGAGAAACUUGCACGUAUCUUCCUAGUCAGCGAUAACUACCUCUUCCACGCUGCUGCUUGGAACAGAUACUAUACCCUCCUCCGCCAGUCUGCCAUUGCCGUUGCCUCUGGCCAGGUCUCUAAGAAGGACAACCCAUCCGUCUCCGAAGCAGACAUGACCAAAACCGCAUCCUUUGUCCUUCUCUCUGCUCUCUCCAUCCCCGUCAUCAGCACUUCUCGCUCUCGUGGUGCUCUCGUAGAUGUUGAUGAAGCCCGCAAGAACAAGAACACUCGCCUGACCAACUUGCUCGGCAUGGCUUCCCCUCCCACCCGUGCUGCUUUGUUCAAAGACGCUCUUAACAAGGGCCUCUUGACUCGUGCUCGUCCAGAGAUCCGGGACCUCUACAACAUCCUCGAAGUCGACUUCCACCCCCUCUCUAUUUGCAAGAAGAUUGCUCCUAUCCUGGAACAGAUCGGUGCUGACGCCGAGAUGGAGAAAUAUGUCCUACCAUUGCAACAGGUCAUCCUUACCCGUCUGUUCCAGCAGCUGUCCCAGGUUUACGAGUCUGUAGAGCUCAAGUUCGUUCACGAGCUUGCUCACUUCCCUGCUCCCUUCCAAGUAACUCCUUCCAUGGUCGAGAAGUUCAUCAUGAACGGCUGCAAGAAGGGUGAUUUGGCUAUCCGAGUUGACCAUGUUUCUGGUGUCCUCACCUUUGACUCGGAUAUCUUCUCUUCCGCUAAAGCUGUGCAUGCCGGUAGUGCUGCCGGAUCGGCUGAGAGCGACGUCGGCGCCGUUCAGAGGCUCCAGAGCACCCCAGCCGAGAUUGCCAGGUCCCAGCUCACUCGUCUCGCAAAGACCUUGCAUGUCACCUGCAUGUAUGUUGAUCCCACUUACAACGAAGCUCGCAUUGAGGCCCAGCGUCAAGCACAGGCCCGCGCCAAAGCUGGUGCUGCAAAGGAACACGAGCAGAUCCUUGCUCGCCGUGUGAUCAUCGACAAGAAGAAGGAGGCCGCUUCCGAUGCUCUCCAGAAGAAGCAGCAGGAGGAAGAAACUCAGAAGCGUAUCCGCACACAGCAGCUACAGGAGGCUGAGAAGCAGCGUCUUCUUGACGAGCACCGUGAGAGAGAGCGCAAGCGUAUGAAGGAUGAGCAGGACCGUAUCCGCCAGGCUGAGCUGAAGAAGCAGCUCGAGGAACUCAAGACCGGUAUCAAGGGUAUUGAUGUUAGCGAAAUUGACCUCGAGGAGCUUGACUCCAACCGUCUCCGAGCAAUGAAACUUGCCCAGCUUGAGAAGGAGAAGAACGAACUCAAUGAGAAGAUCCGAGUAACUGCCAAACGCUUUGAUCAUCUUGAGCGUGCUUACCGCCGUGAGGAACUCAAGCAUCUGCCCGAGGACUAUGAGAGACAGAAGAAGAAUGAUCUCGAAGUCUACGAGAAACAAAAGGCAGAGACCCUUGCUGCCGCUGAGCUCAAGCACAAGGAAGACGUAGCUCUCAAGCACCGUCUUAGCCGCCUUGUACCUCAAUUCAACAAGUUCAAGCACAGCGUCACCGAGAAGCGACAUGAAGAGUUCGAGCGUCGUCGCAAGGCAGCUGAGCGUGAGUUCGAGGCUAAGAAGAAACAACGUGUCAAGGAAGUCCAAGAGCGUGUUAAGAGAGAGAGAAUGGAGCGUGAAGCCGAGGAACGAAGGAAGCGUGAAGAAGCUGAGCGUGCAGAGAGAGAAGAACAGGAGAGAGCAGCCAGAGAUGAGGAGAGGAGGAAGAAGUUGGCCGAGGAGAAGGCUGCUAGAGAAGAGCAGAGAAAACUCCUGGAUGAGCAAGCUGCCAAACAGAGACAGCGUGAGGAGGAAGUUGAGAAGCGUCUUGCAGCUAAAAAAGCCGGCAUGCCAGAUCCUCGCCUGGCUCGCGCUCCCCCAACAGCUGCCGCCGAGCCUUCGCGAACUGACUCUACUGAACGCACCGCUCCUCGGCUCAACCUCACAUCGCGCGCUGGCGCUGGUGCCUCCUGGAGAGAGCGAGAGGCUGCCAAAAAGGCUGCUCCCAGCGGCGAACCACCCGCUGCUGAUGAGUCGUCCGCACCACCUCCACGAACCCUUCCUGGCCGUGAACCCCGUGAGCUUCCAUCUCGCGAACGUGAACCUCCAGCCCGCGACCUGGGUGCCCGGGAUGCCCUCCGCAAACCAUCAGGUUCCUCCGGAGCCUACGUCCCUGUCCACCUCCGUGGCCGCAACAGCCCAGCAAAUGGCUCUGCUCCUCCCUUCUCAGCCAGACGAGAGGUAUCUUCUUCCGACGCCCGACCCCCAGUUGCCAGGAGUCCCGCUCCCCCCGCCGACAGCGAAGGCAAGCCAGAGGCCAAGCUGCCCCCUCCAAGCUCCGGUGCCUGGAGACCCCGACCCAGACCCCAGUAA
Molecule: messenger RNA, 3249 nt
Organism: Nannizzia gypsea CBS 118893
Lineage: Eukaryota; Fungi; Ascomycota; Eurotiomycetes; Onygenales; Arthrodermataceae
Exons: 4
Coding region: 1-3249 (1082 amino acids)
Biological process (GO): translation reinitiation; formation of cytoplasmic translation initiation complex
Cellular component (GO): eukaryotic translation initiation factor 3 complex, eIF3e; eukaryotic translation initiation factor 3 complex, eIF3m; multi-eIF complex
Molecular function (GO): mRNA binding; translation initiation factor activity
Source: RefSeq, a predicted model, not a curated record